ACAGGGAGACUGAGCAUGAGCAAACUCAGAAGACAUGACACGGAAGUUUAAUCGGAAAGGAGGAGGAAGUAGUGAAACCUGAUGUCGUAGGGGACAAUAAGGGGACAAAAUAAAGCUAGCGUGUCAAAAAAAACCCUACAGGGAAGGGGUCGUUGAGAAGCAGGAGAAGUCCUCGCUACACUGUGCUGUUAGAGGAUUUGCCUGGAAACUUGUUUUCUUUUUAUAGUGUGUGCUGGGUCCAGAUAUCCAAAGAGCCUUUUCUUUGAAACAGUGGCUUACGUGUAAAUGUUGCAAUGUACUUCAUGAGAGAGGAGCUGAUCCUUCGUGCUUGGGCUUCUGUCUCUGGGCAGCAAUGAGAGAGGAGAAAUGGAAGCUCGAGAUACUGCUGUUGUGGAAACGCUGCAAGAAGAGGAAAAAGGAGAGAUAGAGGCUCCUGAGAGAACAGAACGAUGGUGGUGCCUGCUGCCCAGAAGAAAACAUUCUGACCCUGGACCACACGGUCUUCCAGCAGCAAGAGCCAGUAGGAGGAAGGGAGCAAUGCCAUGGAGCCAACUCUAUUUUUGUUCUAAAAUCUGUUCAUCACUCAGAAACUUACAUAUCAUUAUUUGUAUCCUCCUCCUUCUUAUCAUCAUCAUCAUCAUCAUCAUCAUCUUCCUCAUUGUUACACGGCAACCAGCAUCGUCAAAGACAACUGAUGAUGUGUGCCCUCAUAUGGAUGUUCCUGUGCUGUAUGGUCCAGCAUGCCCAACUGAUUGGAUUGGCUAUGAAAGGAAUUGCUACUUUUUCUCAGAGGAAGAAAGAAACUGGACUUUUGGGCAGAGCUUUUGCAGUUCCCUUGGCUCCUUCCUGGCAGUUAUUGAAAGUGAGCCAGAAAAGGUGUUCAUACUGCGCUACAAGGGCAAAGCUGAUCACUGGAUUGGCCUCAAGAAGGAUUCCAACCAAGCCUGGAAAUGGGCAGAUGGGACAGAAUUCAACAACACGAUGGGCAGAAGGAAUUGCUCAGGAGCUGCUCUCCCUGCUUCAGUCCCGGCUUCAAAGAGACGCUCCAAGCUGCUGAAGUUGGACUCUUUCCGGCCAUCUGUUGGAGGUUCAAGGAGGAGGAGGAGACUGUGCUUUUCUGAGCACCGAUAUUGCCAUUGCCUCCCUUUGCCACAUACCAAGAAAUUGGAUCUGUAGUCAGCCCGAUGCUUAUGCCAGGAAUAAGAACACUACAGGAAGAGAGUGACACACCAAGGGAGUUUGCCACAAUGUGGCCUUUUACCUCUAGCUGGAAUGGCAGCAGAGUCGUUGUGGAUAUUAAAUUAAAACUUCACACAGGAGCUCUAUUUGAGAGGCAUCAUUCCCUCUGGACUUGUUCAGUCGGAGAUGGUUGCUACUUCCAACAGUUGCCACAGUGUCUUGACUUAGAUUGAGAAAGCAACUUUCUUACAUAUCCAUCGAGAUAA
Messenger RNA from Hemicordylus capensis (graceful crag lizard), 1445 nucleotides. RefSeq names its product C-type lectin domain family 2 member D-like. Bases 367 to 1176 code for a protein of 269 amino acids. The record is from RefSeq and is a predicted model, not a curated record. Lineage: Eukaryota; Metazoa; Chordata; Lepidosauria; Squamata; Cordylidae. Gene Ontology annotation, cellular component: external side of plasma membrane. The transcript has 8 exons.